AUCCAUGUUUCUAUUUCCAGUUUUGUUGGGGGGUUUUUUUGUUUGUUUUCCUAAAACUCUACCCCCACCUUGGGGCUAGAACUCAGGACCACCGGGUGAUCAAGAGUCACCUGCUCUACCAAAUGAACCAGCCAGGUGCCCCACUUAUUUCCAGGUCUCCUCACAUUAUCUUACUAAUUCUUACUUUUUUUUUUUUUUUGGAGAGAGAGAGACCAUGGAGCGGGGAAGCGGGGAGGCGGAGGGAGAAGCAGGAGCCGGGCGGGGUGGCGGGAAAAGCGGGGCUGGGCGAUCCCAGGACCUUGAGAACCCGACCUCCAGCUGAAGACAGAUGCUUAACUAAGCUACCCAGGUGUCCCUACAAUCCUUACAUUAAUUCCACUGGAUAUAAAUAAUCAGUUUCACAGGUGAAGAAACGGAGCUCAGGAUAAGGGAUUUGCCCUAAGAAGCAGCCAAGCUAGGAGCUGGCUUUAGCAUUGCAGGACUUCAAAACCCUGCUUCAUUUUCUAAACUUAACAGCAUGCCACUUUCCUAUGUUUAACCACCACUUCUGACUCAUUAACUCAAUAAACAUAGCGUUCCUGCUACGUGUCAAUAAAGCACGUAAAUAAAAAUAAAACCCACCAUAUGCGUAUGAUGAAAAACAGGGAUACACCAGCGAGUGCGUGCAGAGGUGGUUUAUUCCCUUUCUGAGAACCCUUCCCAUGCCCCUCGGAAGCGCACACAAGCUGCCCCACGGCGCCCGGGCACGCAGGCGCGCGCGCACCCCAGCUCUGCGCAAAGAACAGCUUCGAUUAUCCUGGCUGACGACCAGUCCCGAUGAGGAAGGCAGGCUGGCCGCCCACCUGGGUGCGCCCACAGCCGGUCACCCGGGAGGCCCUCGCGCUGGUAUCCAGAAACUGAAUUUUGUUCUCCGAAAUGUCUCAGCUCUUGGAGACAAAGGGGAGAGAGUUGGGCCUGGCUCGGAACCAGGCUCGAGGCCAGUCAGGGAGACGUCCGACCGCCCGUUUCCUAAACCCAGCUGCGAACUCCUGAGCUUCUGAAGAACGUUCCCGGGGGAGUGAUUUGACCAGGUGCAACUCCCUACUGGUCGUCGGAGGCACCGGCGAACGUCACGUGGCGUCGGGGCGGGGACGUAGGCCCCGCCCCCAAAAGGGCCUUUUGUGGGACUCCAGAGGCGCCGGAAACGCCGGCAACGCCGGCGCAGAGCUCCCGACGCGCGCGGCUUCGGCAAUGGCGACUGAGGCGAAGCGCCGGCGGGUGGCGGAGCCUGUGGGCGGCAGCGACGCGGACGCGGACCCGGACCCGGACCCGGACCCGGUGGCCGGUUUCCUGAGCUGGUGCCGGCAGGUUGGGCUGGAGUUGAGUCCCAAGGUGGCGGUGAGCCGGCAGGGAACGGUGGCCGGUUACGGCAUGGUGGCCCGGGAGAGCGUGCGGCCCGGGGAGCUGCUGUUCGCCGUGCCGCGGGCCGCCCUCCUUUCGCAGCACACCUGCUCCAUUGGCGGCCUGCUGGAGCGAGAGCGAGGCGCGCUGCAGAGCCAGUCGGGCUGGGUGCCGCUGCUGCUGGCGCUGCUGCACGAGCUGCAGGCCCCGGCCUCGCCCUGGAGCCCCUACUUUGCGCUCUGGCCGGAGCUGGGCCGAUUGGAGCACCCCAUGUUCUGGCCUGAGGAGGAGCGCAGGCGACUGCUGCAGGGCACAGGUGUACCGGAGGCCGUAGAGAAGGACUUGGCCAACAUCCGCAGCGAGUACUAUUCCAUCGUGUUGCCCUUCAUGGAAACCCACCCGGAUCUUUUCAGCCCCAGGGUUCGCUCCCUGGAACUCUACCGCCAGCUCGUGGCUCUUGUGAUGGCCUACAGCUUUCAGGAACCACUGGAGGAAGAGGAGGAUGAAAAGGAGCCAAACUCCCCUUUGAUGGUGCCUGCUGCAGACAUACUAAACCACUUAGCCAAUCAUAAUGCCAAUCUAGAAUACUCUCCAAAUUGUCUUCGGAUGGUGGCCACUCAGCCCAUUCCUAAAGGCCAUGAAAUUUUCAACACUUACGGGCAAAUGGCUAAUUGGCAACUGAUUCAUAUGUAUGGUUUUGUUGAACCAUAUCCUGACAACACGGAUGACACAGCUGACAUUCAGAUGGUGACAGUUCGUGAAGCAGCAUUACAGGGAACAAAAGCUAAAGCUGAAAGGCUCCUACUAUAUGAACGCUGGGAUUUCUUAUGUAAACUGGAGAUGGUUGGGGAAGAGGGAGCCUUUGUGAUUGGGCGUGAGGAGAUACUCACUGAAGAGGAACUGACCACUACACUCAAGGUACUGUGCAUGUCUCCUGAGGAGUUCAGAGAGUUUAAAGACCAGGAUGGAUGGGGAGAUAAUAAAAGGGAAGAGGACAGCCUGACAAUCACAAAUAUCCCGAAACUCAGAGCAUCAUGGAGACAGCUUCUUCGGGACAGUGUUUUGUUGACCCUGCAAAACUAUGCCACAGACUUAAAAUCUGAACAAGAUUUACUAGGUAACAAGGAGGUGUACACCAAACUGAGCUGGAGGGAACAGCAGGCCUUGCAGGUUCGCUAUGGUCAGAAGAUGAUCUUACACCAGUUGUUGGAACUGACAAGUUAGCAGGUUUUCUGUUACCUGAAGAAAUAUCGACAAGAACUUUAUUCUAAGCUAAUAUUCACUGAUGCUUGAAAAAAAUGAGAAUUUGGAUCUUCUGCUUCACUUUUCCUUUCAUUAAGUGCCAAAAGGAAAAGCAGCAAAGGUGGUAUGUUAGGGUUAACUCUGAGGUAAGGCUAACCGUUUGAAGAUUGGGCACAGUCUUUAAAAUUGGAAACUGCUGAUGGUUACUAAGACCAAUAAAUCAUUUAACUGCUUUGUUCUCAGUCUGAACUAGAGUUAGCAGAAAUGUGACAGUAGUAAGGUCUUGGUCUUUGGUAAGUAGUUAAGGUCAUGGACUUUAAAGUAGACCUGGAUCUACUUUGAGCAAGCUUCUUCCCUCCAAGACUGUUUCCUGUUUGAGGGUUUGAUGAGCUGUAUGGC
This is a messenger RNA of Mustela erminea (ermine), 3021 nucleotides long. It is a transcript of the gene SETD6, whose product is annotated as SET domain containing 6, protein lysine methyltransferase. The record is from RefSeq and is a predicted model, not a curated record. Gene Ontology annotation, biological process: peptidyl-lysine monomethylation. The transcript has 9 exons. Gene Ontology annotation, cellular component: nucleus. NCBI's taxonomy places the organism in Eukaryota, Metazoa, Chordata, Mammalia, Carnivora, Mustelidae. Bases 1231 to 2604 code for a protein of 457 amino acids. Gene Ontology annotation, molecular function: protein-lysine N-methyltransferase activity; protein binding.